AUGACAACAUCGAGGUUCGGCUCUCCCAAGUUCGCCUCCUCUACCGAAGUGGCACGGGCAAGAAAGGCGAGCUGCCAAGACCCGGCAGGGCAAGAAAUCUGGAUCUGGAUCAAGGUCGAGUGUGUACCUUCCACCUGUGCCACUAUUGGAGCCGUUUCUGCAUUGUAUUUGAAGUAUGAGAAAGAAAAAGUGAGAGUGGCGGCCGGCGGCGAGAGUUCCAGUGCGGGAGAAAACCCAUUUACGCCGAAGGGUUAUGUGAUACGUUACUGGAAGAAACAAAUCUCUAAUGAUUUGCCAAAGCCAUUGUUUUUACUCAAUAAAGCUUCACCGUUGGACUCUGUGCAAUUUGCGGCUAUUUCUAAACUAGCUGAUCAGAACUCACUUUCAACUCAUCUCCCCGAGUUCUGCGCCAAGGCUAAUCUCCUCUGCUUUCCCGAUUUAACGUCGAGCCUUGAGAAGCACGACGGGAAUGUGAACUUUGCUGCUUACAACGACAGGAAUUUCACAAACUAUGGCACGGGUCGACUCGGCGGGGUUGACUCAUUUAAGAGCUACUCCGACGGGGAAAAUAUUCCUGCGAAUACUUUCCGGCGGUAUAGCCGUGACUCCGCCGGACAUAACGACAAAUUCAAUAGUUACGCAAACAAUGGUAAUGUGCCGGACGAAAGCUUCAACACGUACGGUACCACCGCGACUGGCGGCGUUGGCGACUUCAGCAACUACAACCACGAUGUCAAUGUUCCUAAUCUCCGUUUCACUUCUUAUUCCGACAACGGCAAUGGCAGGGAACAAACUUUCACUUCUUAUUCCGAAGACGGAAAUUCUGGCGAUCAAAAAUUCACCAACUAUGGCAAAAACGCCAAUGGCGCCGCCAAUGCCUUCACCAGCUACGGCAAAGAGUCGAACGUGAUUGGCUCAACCUUCACCAAUUACGGUCAAAGCGGCAAUGGCGCAAAUGACAGUUUCACUUCAUACGGAACUAAUACAAAUGUCCCGGAGAACACAUUCAAGAAUUACGGCACUGACGGCAAUCUUCCAGUGGAGAUUUUCAAGAGUUACAGAGACCAUUCCAGUGUCGGAGAUGACAAUUUUCAAACCUAUGGCAAGGGUUCCAAUGAUGCAACUGUGGAUUUUGAGAAUUAUGGGCAAUCAUUCAAUGAAGGCACCGAUAAAUUCAAUAGUUAUGGCAAAGAUACUUUUGGUGAGACAGUUGGGUUCAAAAUUUAUGGAGUCAAUAAUACCUUCAAGGAGUAUACGAAAAAUGGUGUCACAUUUGCUCGUUAUAACGAAAGUACCACGGCGGCGGGGCCGACAUCGGCCACUUUGGCGGCUGAGAGUGGCAAAAAGGUAAAUAAGUGGGUUGAGCCAGGCAAAUUCUUCAGAGAAGAGAUGUUGAAAGGUGGGAAUGUGAUGCCUAUACCCGACAUACGGGAUAAAAUGCCUAAAAGGUCGUUUUUGCCCCGGGCAAUCUUGUCGAAAUUACCCUUUUCGACCUCCAAGCUUGGAGAAUUGAAGAAAAUUUUCCACGCAGGUGCUGACGAUUCUAGCAUGGCUAAAAUGUUGGCUAAUUCACUGAGCGAGUGUGAACGAGCCCCGAGCCCCGGUGAGACGAAGCGGUGUGUGGCCUCAAUUGAGGACAUGAUCGACUUUGCGACCUCCGUGCUAGGGCGGAACGUGGUAGUCCGGACAACUGAAAACACUCGAGGGUAUAAUAGUAACAUCAUAAUCGGGAAAGUCAAAGGGAUCAAUGGUGGAAAAGUCACACAGUCAGUGUCUUGCCAUCAGAGUCUAUUCCCAUACUUGCUCUAUUACUGCCAUUCAGUUCCCAAAGUCCGGGUCUACGAAGCAGAUAUUUUGGAUCCGAAUUCUAAGUCCAAGAUUAAUCAUGGUGUUGCCAUUUGUCAUUUGGAUACCUCUUCUUGGAGCGCCGAUCAUGGAGCCUUCAUUGCAUUGGGUUCGGUUCCGGGUAAGAUUGAAGUUUGCCACUGGAUCUUUGAGAAUGAUAUGACUUGGACAAUUGGUGAUUGA
Fraxinus pennsylvanica is the source of this 2028-nucleotide messenger RNA. The record is from the annotation of a GenBank genome assembly. NCBI's taxonomy places the organism in Eukaryota, Viridiplantae, Streptophyta, Magnoliopsida, Lamiales, Oleaceae.